AUGGAAACAACCCAUGAGUCUGAACAGCUGUUUCUAAACUGCAGAGACAAAGGGUAUAUUAGAACAAACAUAGAACACUUAAAGUCAUAUUUUUCAUCUUCUCAGAACAUCAACGCUCUUAAGAUUGCUCUCACAACCAACAGCAACUUUACUGCACUGAAAAUUAUAGAGCAGCUUAAUCUCAAGGUUAUUCCCUACAUACACAUAAAUACAUUUACAUUUGUGUCAAUUUUCUGGCUGAACAGGAUGAAGGUCAUUCCGGAUGACGAGUUUGAGUCUUUAGUUAAGAAAUUUGAGAUUUUGAAGAACUUUGAUGUUCUUUUUGAAGAAACAGAGAAAAAUUUUAUAACUCUUCAAAUAGAAAAGAGGAGAAGAGUGUACAUGAAGAAGCACAAUCAAUUCAAUCACUUUGAUAGUGCUCACGAUAGUAUUUUGUGUGGAAAAGAGCUACUGGCGAACUCUCGAAUGCCAUGCAAGUUAUUGUCUGGGCUUUUCAAGUUCUGUGAAAUGAUAACAUUUAUAUUUUGCUUGGACGAUUUGGUAGACUUUGAAAAGUACGUUUCGUGGUUCCCGGAUUUCAAAGAUAACAUAUUUUGGACCGAGCUGAAGACUUUUGAAUCCUUCCAGGAUGAUCCGCAGAAGAACGACAAGAUAUAUCGAUUCAGAGACAUAAGACGCAGGCUGGCAAACUGUACCACCAGAAGCUUUUCCCAGUUUUUUAAGCUUGAGACUAAGUACCAGGAAAGAUUAGAGGAGUUGAUGGCAGCGGUAAACAAGAUCAGAAAGUGUGGAUUUAAUACUAUAUUUACAGCCACAGGCCUUUGCCUUCUCUUCUUACGUUUGCCUACCUUUUUAUAA
Vittaforma corneae ATCC 50505 is the source of this 858-nucleotide messenger RNA. RefSeq lists its product as uncharacterized. The coding region runs from base 1 to 858 and encodes 285 amino acids. Lineage: Eukaryota; Fungi; Microsporidia; Nosematidae. The record is from RefSeq and is a predicted model, not a curated record. The transcript has a single exon.